GCCCCCGGCCUGCGUUUGCGCGGGGCCAGUGCCGGAGGCGCCCGGGACUGUGCGCGCUGCAGCCGCUGGGAGCAAUGAUUAACCCGGCGGGGCUGCCGGCAGGCGGCCCGGGGCGGAGGCGCGGGGCCGGGGCGGGACCCCGCCGGGCCGUUCGGCUUCCUGCUCCUGCCCAAGUUUCCUUGUAGAGGGCGCAGCGCCGGGCCGCGGCGUGGCGUGGCGCAGGGCACGCGUGGCCGCCGAGCGGGCCACCAGGGUCACCAUGAGGACUCUCCGCAGGUUGAAGUUCAUGAGUUCGCCCAGCCUCAGUGACCUGGGCAAGAGAGAGACGGCGGCCGCCGCCGCGGACGAGCGGGGCACACAGCAGCGCCGGGCCUGCGCCAACGCCACCUGGAACAGCAUCCACAACGGGGUGAUCGCCGUCUUCCAGCGCAGGGGCCUGCCCGACCAGGAGCUCUUCAGCCUCAACGAAGGUGUCCGGCAGCUGCUGAAGACRGAGCUCGGGCCCUUCUUCACGGAGUACCUGCAGAACCAGCUGCUGACUCAGGGCAUGGUGAUCCUCCGGGACAAGAUCCGCUUCUACGAGGGACAGAAGCUGCUGGACUCCCUGGCAGAGACCUGGGACUUCUUCUUCAGUGACGUGCUGCCCACGCUGCAGGCCAUCUUCUACCCAGUGCAGGGCAAGGAGCCCUCGGUGCGCCAGCUGGCCCUGCUGCUGUUCCGGAACACCAUCACUCUCAGCGUGAAGCUGGAGGAUGCACUGGCCCGUGCCCAUGCCCGCGUGCCGCCCGCCAUUGUGCAGAUGCUGCUGGUGCUGCAGGGGGUGCACGAGCCCAGGGGCGUCACGGAGGACUACCUGCGUCUGGAGGCGCUGAUCCAGAAGGUGGUGUCACCGUACCUGGGCACCUGUGGCCUCUUCUCCAGCGAGGGCCCCUCCUCCCACUCCUGCAUCCUGGAGAAGCGCCUGCUGCGCUCCCGCUCCGGGGACGUCCUGGCCAAGAACCCCGUGGUGCGCUCCAAGAGCUACAACACGCCGCUGCUGAACCCUGUGGCCGAGCACGAGGCGGAGGGUGCGGCGGCCGCCGGCCCGGGCAUCCGCAGGCACUCGGUGUCGGAGAUGACGUCCUGCCCCGAGCCCCAGGGCUUCGCUGGCUCCCCUGGCCCGGGCCCCACGGGCACCUUCAGGGCCUCCCCGUCGCCCCACUUGGGGCCCUGUGCCAGCAGACUGUACCCCCCGGCCCAGCCGCCGGCGCCAGGCCCUGCCCGCGGCUCCCCACCCUCCUCCAGCCCCGAGACCCUGGUGGACCAGACGCUGGAGUCCGCGGACUCUGACUCCGAAGGGAUUUUCAUUGACUUUGGCCGGGGCGGCGGCUCGGGGGUGUCCGGCUUCGAGGGGGCGGGGGGCCGGCAGAGCGUGGUGUGAGGCCAGCGCUG
Molecule: messenger RNA, 1431 nt
Organism: Urocitellus parryii (Arctic ground squirrel)
Lineage: Eukaryota; Metazoa; Chordata; Mammalia; Rodentia; Sciuridae
Product: proline-rich protein 5
Biological process (GO): TORC2 signaling
Cellular component (GO): TORC2 complex
Source: RefSeq, a predicted model, not a curated record